Amborella trichopoda is the source of this 1651-nucleotide messenger RNA. Its product is annotated as RING/U-box superfamily protein. The record is from RefSeq and is a predicted model, not a curated record. NCBI's taxonomy places the organism in Eukaryota, Viridiplantae, Streptophyta, Magnoliopsida, Amborellales, Amborellaceae.
CUCUCUCCCUCUCGCGCUUCUCUCUCUCUCUCUCCCUGAAAUCACGAGCAAAAAACCACAGGCGGUUUUCAUGAGCGGUUUCGGCGACCGGAAGCUGUUUCCCAGCGACCGAGAGCGGUUCUACUUCCAGCCGCACGAUGGCGGUGGCGCCCUAGAUUCCGGAGAAAUCAACGGCAACGGCAGCCUGAGAAGCUCCGGCGAAAUCCCCCAGCCGCAAGGCCAGGAAUGGUCCGCCAGAGAAGACAACAGCCGUGAUACCGAUGAUGAUGAUGACGAUGAUGAUGAAGGUGAUGAUGGGCAUGAUGACGAUGAUGACGAGGACGAUGGUGAUGAUGACGGGGAUGAUGGCCAUGGCGAGAGGCACGAGUCAUCGUCGGCCGAGAUUUCGGUGCCAAAAAAUGACUGUGGAAAUAAUGGGAGCUCGGAGGGGUUUCAGAAGGAGGGGCUGGAUCGAGAUAUAGGGAAUUUGGGGAGGAGUCAUUCGGCUUUAGGGUCUAAUCGUGGUGGUUUGGUAAAUGAUCCUAUCGUUCAAUCUUCGAACAAUAUUAGAGGAAGCUCGAGUCAACAUUUACAUUUUAGAUUUGGGCGUCGUUAUGAUAAUGCAAUAACUGUUGCAGAGCACGAUGGUUACUUUUCACGAACAUCACAUGGGUUGGGUUCAUCUCUUUCUCAAGGGGACAACGGAUCAUGUGGGUUUAGCGGGAGAAAGGAUUUAGCUUUGUCAAACGACUCUAAUGACACUUUGAGGCGUAUAUUUUCAGACCCUGUCACAGGGAUUCUCAUGGAUGAUGCAAUGAUAUUAUCUUGUGGGCAUUCCUUCGGAAGUGGUGGAAUACAACAUGUUCUUAGAGCGCAAGCUUGCUAUACUUGUGGUCAGCCUAUCUCUGCGGACUCAAUGGCUCCAAACCUUGCACUUCGUAUUGCAGUUCGAGCCUUUCGAAGGGAAGAAGAGUUGCAGUCAUCUAAAAUAUUCAAAAGGAGAAGAGAGAGAUUUGAACAGGAGAAAUCUAGUUAUGGCGAACCAUUGCCGAUGGAUUAUUCUAGAGGGAAAGGCGUUCAGUUCCCAUUUGCAGUUAGUGACCGUGUCAUUAUCAAGGGAAACAAGAGGACACCACAGAGAUUUGUUGGGCGCGAGGCUAUCGUAACGACUCAGUGCUUAAAUGGAUGGUAUGUUGUGAAAACACUGGAUAAUGCUGAGAGUGUGAAGCUUCAAUAUCGUUCUUUGGCCAAAGUUGGGGAGCAUCGCCCUCCCACUGAGAAGUCAAACAAGGCCAUCAGCCCAAACUGGCUUUAGUGCAUGGUUCCCAGUAUUUAGGCUGCUUAUUUCAGUAUCAUGCAAGUACUCGAGCUUCUCAGCAAACUCCUGACGCCCCCUCUUCAUCAAUGGAAUUGAUGCAUUUAAUGAGAUGGAAUCUCACAUUUGAUCAACAGAGAUUCACUCCACUUCAAACUAUGCAUUUAGGGGCCAUAUUUUCGAUUGCUAACUCCUUAUGUCCUUUGUCGGCAUCUCAGUUCCAUUGGAACAAAUUAACAGUCAUGAGGCACUGAUUUGUAACUGCUUUAGUUAACAAUUUUGCAGUAAUUUUACAGUGAUCGGUCUUCUAGUAUAUCACAGGGAGUGCUUGGAGUAAAACUUUGAUUUGUUUUAUGA